CCUUACAAAGAUGGCGUCCUCGGAGCAGGCAGAGCAGCCAAGCCAGCCAAGCUCUACUCCAGGAAGUGAAAAUGUGGUGCCUCGAGAACCUUUGAUUGCCACAGCAGUGAAGUUUCUACAGAAUUCCCGGGUUCGCCAGAGUCCACUUGCGACCAGGAGAGCAUUCCUUAAGAAGAAAGGGCUGACCGAUGAAGAGAUUGAUCUGGCUUUCCAGCAGUCAGGCACUGCUGCGGAUGAGCCCUCGUCCGUGGGCCCAGCCACACAGGUGGUUCCUGUCCAGCCCCCUCACCUCAUUUCGCAGCCAUACAGCCCUGUAGGUUCCCGGUGGCGAGAUUAUGGUGCGUUGGCCAUCAUCAUGGCGGGAAUUGCAUUUGGCUUUCAUCAGCUGUACAAGAAGUACCUGCUGCCCCUCAUCCUGGGCGGCCGCGAGGACAGGAAGCAGCUGGAGAGGAUGGCGGCGAGUCUCUCUGAGCUGAGUGGCAGCGUGGCCCAGACAGUGACUCAGGUACAGACGACACUGGCCUCUGUCCAGGAGCUGCUGAGGCAGCAGCAGCAGAAGGUCCAGGAGCUGGCCCACGAGCUCGCCACCGCCAAGGCCACCACAUCCACCAACUGGAUCCUGGAGUCCCAGAAUAUCAACGAACUCAAGUCGGAAAUUAACUCCUUAAAAGGGCUUCUUUUAAAUCGGAGACAGUUCCCGCCAUCCCCGUCAGCCCCGAAGAUCCCCUCCUGGCAGAUUCCAGUCAAAUCGCCGUCACCCUCCAGCCCUGCAGCCGUGAACCACCACAGCAGCAGUGACAUCUCGCCAGUCAGCAACGAGUCCACGUCCCCCUCGCCUGGGAAGGAGAGCCACAGUCCCGAGGGCUCCACGGCCACCUACCACCUGCUAGGCCCCCCGGAGGAAGGCGAGGGCGUGGUGGACGUGAAGGGCCAGGUGAGGAUGGAGGUGCAGGGCGAGGAAGAGAAGAGGGAGGACAAGGAGGACGAGGAGGACGAGGAGGACGACGAUGUGAGCCACGUGGAUGAGGAGGACGUCCUGGGGGUGCAGAGGGAGGACCGCAGAGGUGGGGACGGGCAGAUCAACGAGCAGGUGGAGAAGCUGCGGCGGCCCGAGGGUGCCAGCAACGAGAAUGAGCGGGACUAGGGCCUCUCCCAGGGACACCGUCCAGCUGUGGGCUCUGGGCUCUGGGCUCUGGCUCUGGGCGGGGAUGGCCUCAAGCCAAGGUCUGGGCAGAGCUGUGCUUGGCUGCAGAGCGUGAGGCUCCCGUUUCUGUCCACAUCUGCGUCUCACCUGAGCAGCAUCCCAGGCCCAGCCCACACCCCACUCAGCUCAGCCCAAGCAGGUGGCUUUGCCUUCCUCACAGCCACACCGAGGACACCAAGCCUCGGAGCCCCACCCCCGACAGUGUCUCCUCGGGGUGCUGGCCGGCUGAGCGUCUGGACUGAGCUGACACCGUGCAUGGCAAGAGCUCAUGUGGUUACCUGCCUUCUCCCAGUGGGGAGGAGCCACAGUCCCCUUGGUCUCUGCUGUCCCUGCUCUGUCCUCUAGGCCUGGCCCAUGGCUCACUCUUCGCGCUGUUUCCAGAAGCCAGAGCCCUGGACCCAUUCCCCCUCAGCAACAGCCUGCCAGGGCCAGCCUCCCCACAGCCGGGCCCUGCCUGACAGGUGGGCACCUGUCCCCACCCCCAGCCCACACGCCCUGGCAUCCUCUCCAACAAAUGAAAUCACACUGCGCUUCAGACCGUCCUCGCCGGCUGUGUCGUGGUCCAGCUGAUCCCGUGGGGAGACGUGAUUUUCGCUCCACGGCAGGGCCAGGCGGCAGAGCCUUCCUGACCAACAGCCAUGUCUGUCCUUCCCACCAAGGAACAUGUUCAUUUGUGUCAUCAUGUAUAGAUUUCAGAAUAUAAGAUAUGAUUGUAUAUAAUUGUAAUAAAUACGAGUUGCCACUAUUUAA
This is a messenger RNA of Marmota flaviventris (yellow-bellied marmot), 1954 nucleotides long. RefSeq names its product peroxisomal biogenesis factor 14 (gene Pex14). The record is from RefSeq and is a predicted model, not a curated record. Gene Ontology annotation, molecular function: signaling receptor binding; chromatin binding; protein heterodimerization activity. Gene Ontology annotation, biological process: protein import into peroxisome matrix, docking; replication fork processing; resolution of meiotic recombination intermediates. Gene Ontology annotation, cellular component: Fanconi anaemia nuclear complex; peroxisomal membrane; FANCM-MHF complex. Lineage: Eukaryota; Metazoa; Chordata; Mammalia; Rodentia; Sciuridae.